AUGGAGGAAGAUGAGGAGGUUGGACCCAGUCAUGUGGACCCUGACCACUUCCGCUCCACUGCGCAGGAUGCGUACAGGCCAAUCGACCCCUCUGCAUACAAACGUGAAGGACCAAUAGAGGANUCCACUGCACAGGAUGCGUACAGGCCAAUCGACCCCUCUGCAUACAAACGUGAAGGACCAAUGGAGGAAGAUGAGGAGGUUGGACCCAGCCACGUCGACCCUGACCACUUCCGUUCCACUGCACAGGAUGCGUACAGACCCAUCGACCCCUCUGCAUACAAACGUGAAGGACCAAUGGAGGAAGAUGAGGAGGUUGGACCCAGUCAUGUGGACCCUGACCACUUCCGUUCCACUGCACAGGAUGCGUACAGACCCAUCGACCCCUCUGCAUACAAA
Molecule: messenger RNA, 399 nt
Organism: Trypanosoma theileri
Lineage: Eukaryota; Euglenozoa; Kinetoplastea; Trypanosomatida; Trypanosomatidae
Product: microtubule-associated protein-like protein
Exons: 1
Molecular function (GO): microtubule binding
Source: RefSeq, a predicted model, not a curated record